AUGGAGCCUGAAGGAGAGGGAAAGGGGGGAGGCAGGGACGGGAGAAAGAGCGAGAGAGAGAAAGAAAGAGGGAGGAAAGAGAAGAGAAGAGCGAAUAAUGUAAUUUUAAACAAACAGCAAAUAGUUCUUCACAUGCUAAAGAGAGGGAGAGGGAGAGAGUUGAGCAGGCAUUCUCUUCCCUGAGCAUAAACACUUAACAAUGGUGCCCAUCAUAAGCACACUAUGUACAAGGUACAGAACAUUAUGGGUACUAUAGCACAUCACUGUACUUCUGGCCUAGAUCAAAUCAGUGUGUCUUAGUCUAACCGAGGAUGAGUAACUUUGACUGUGACCUGAAGACGGGCGGCAGGUAGCUUAGUGGUUAAGAGCCUUGUGCCAGUAACCGAAAGGUCGCUGGUUCUAAUCCCCGAGCCGACUAGGUGAAAAAUCUGUCGAUGUGCCCUUAAGCAAGGCACUUAACCCUAAUUGCUCCUGUAACUCGCUCUGGAUAAGAGCGUCUGCUAAAUGUAAAUGUAAGACUUGAAUUAGUUCCCCAAGCUAAUGCCUAGACUUUAGCUCAGUCGGCUAACACAGUCUUGAUGUGGUACGCAGAAGACCUGGGUCGGUCACAUUAAGAAUGUAGAGAAUAUACUCUCUCUCUCUCUCUCUCUCUCCCUCUCCAUCCCUUCCUCCUCCUGUAGGGUGGUGACACAGUUCUUUGUGUUCCUGUACUGUAAAUGUCUGUGGCGAGGCCUGAAGUUUGUGAUCAGGAAGGUCACGGGGCGGUGUGAACUGCAACGGAUCUGCCACAACAACAAGCCAGGGGCCCGAAGGACCCUUAAGAUCGGUAGGCCUACUUUUUGCCUUAGAGGAAUUGUUUAAUGCGUCAAGAUGUAAUUUAAUCUGUUAUCAAUUCUGAUUCUGUGUGAGACAUACUGUAUGUAGGCUAUGAUAAUGAUAAAAAGUGAUGGGUGGGAACUGGGAAUUUGAAAUACUGUAGGAUUGUUAGCAUUUCUUUUUAAACUUGUUUUUCCCCAUUCAGAGUCUUCCCUCAGGUACUCAAAGAAUGAGGUGAGUGGUAUACAUUUGACGGGUAAUAUGGUAUUUCAUAACUUAUACACAUUUAUACACAACUGUGAUGAUGCAUUGUUCUCUCUUCCUCCUUCUCUUCCUGCCUCCUAUUCCUCCUCCUCCUCUUUUUCCUCCUCCGCCUCUCCUUCCUCUCCAGCUAUGCCAGUCUGCCCUCAGUGCUCACCCAGACCGUGUGGAGAAGACCAUCGAUGACAUCAUGACCCUGAAGAAGGUCAACCCUGACACUAACCCACAGUAAGAUCAUGUUCAGCACUGGAUCUGUUGAUCGCUGUGCAUCAAGUACUGAGAGCCACCAAGCAGUCUUUUAAGGUUCAUAACGUGCCUGUCCUAACUAGAAUGCAAUUGAUUUGUACUCUAGUCAGACUACUGACCAGGAUUGAAAGACCUACAUUCGGCCGGGAUUCAGUCCAAGGCAUGUUAUAGCGCAGAUCACUAUACAGCCGACAAUCCCUUUUAAAGGAAUUUUCCACAAAGUUUUCGGUGAUUGCAUUUUUGGUAAACCUCGCACGUUGGCUCAAACGCAAAUGACCUUUAAGAGACCGUUAUAGUGCCCUGCGCUACAAUGCACCUUGGAUUGAAUCCUGGCCCUACAGUACUUACAAAAGGAGCCUCCAAAAAGAGCAUGCUCUCACAGAGUUCAUUAGGGUAAACCAUAGCUUAACGUUUGAGCAUUUUGUAUAGGAAAAGACCAGACCCUCCCCAUUUCUCUUUCUGUUCCGUUUGGUGUCUAUUGAACACAAACCUGUAGUAGUAGGCCACCUCCAGGCUGACCUCCAGGCUGACCCUGGUAUGGCUGUGUCUCUCCCCAGGCUAGGCAUCUCCCUCCAGGCCAGCCUGUUCCAGAUCGUAGGCUACCGUGGCCUGGUGGCGGAGGUGGAGAAGCUACGCAGGGAGCCGUACGACUGUGAGAACCCCGACCAUGAGCAGAUGCUGAUGAAGGUAGGAUGAAUGGAUUAGAUUAUUACACAUGUACAUUAUAAUGUUAUUAUAAUGCAUUAUGAAGUGCUACUAUAAUCACCACUAUUUAAUAUCUCUGUUGAUAUAAAGGUAGAAUUUCUGUGCUUUCUAUAGUUGGGGAGCUAGAGUGGGGUAGUUACUCAGUGUGGGGUAGAUACAGUAUAUACUGUAAUUGGAUCCCCUGCUCAGAAUGUAAGGCGACUGAAUUGCUGACAUAAUACAAACACUGACAAUGCAACAUUGUCAUUUGCUCUAUUUCAAAAGGCCAGGUAUUGAAUAUCAGGGCCCAUAUUCAUAAAGCGUCUCAGAGUAGGAUUGCUGAUCUAGAAUCAGUUUAGCCUUUAAAUCAUAAUGAAUAACAAUAUAUUGACAGGGGGGACCUGAUCCUAGCACUGCUACUCUGAGACACUUUAUGAAUACGGGAUCUGGCUUAAUUUACUGAUAGCAGUAAGUAGUCUCUCCCUGAUUAAUGUCUGUGUUUGUCCUGUUGUAGCUGUGGAAGACACUGCGUCCUGAUUCGCCACUCACCGGGCGGAUCUCCAAGCAGUGGUGUGAGAUCGGUUUCCAAGGCAACGACCCCAAGACUGACUUCAGGGGCAUGGGUCUACUGGGCCUACACAAUCUUCUGUGAGUGUCUCUGUGUGUGUGACAGUGUGUGUGUGUGUGUGUGUGUGUGUGUGUGUGUGUGUGUGUGUAUAUGUGUGUAAUAUGAGUCACUGUACUGUACAAAUGUUUUCCUCUGCAGACAAGGACCAGACAAUAGUACAGUACUGAUUAUACAUCCAGUAACAAUGUGAAGGGACAAAUAGACAAUCCUGUACAAUUCUAGUUUAUGUUUCCCCUGUGUUUUAUCUUCCUCUACCAUAGAUAUUUUGCUGAGCAUGACAAGGCCACCGCUCUCCAGGUGCUUCAUGACUCCCUGCAGCCCAAACACAGGUGGGUCCCUCCCCUUUACCCCUCCUUUACCCGCCCCCUGACCUCCUAUGGCAUAGAGAUUGGCUCUUGAUUUAUCUCAACCACUUACAACAUGCUUUGAAGAAUGAUCUAUCUAGGGUCGAACCAAUGACUGCUUGAUAUGUUGGAUGAUUUGUACCUAUCAUGCUUAUUUGUCAGCUCACCAUCUAAUCCCGCGUUCCUGGCUGACUACAUUGCAGACGCCUUCCAGAUCCACAACACCUGGAUAGGUGUUUAACAUAUUAUCUAGCCACAUCAUAUGGUAUAGCAAUCGGAUGCCCAACUGUGCUGUCGAUGAAAUGGCACUUAACCAUUGGUUGAUGCAAUGCAACGUCUGCAAUGUAGUCGGCCUGGAACGCGACCUGUAUGAUUAAGCACUGGAGUCACACGAACUCUCAACAUAACACAGUCCCACUAUUGAAACUCCAUGGGAGGAAAUCUUAUAAAAAGGGAAAUCACUAUCAGUAGUCUCGAACUCUAUUUCCCAUCAGACCUCUCUGAUGUUUUGAGUUUCUCCUGGGUCAUGUUCAUUAGGCACCUAACGGGGAAAAAAGUGCUGAACAGGGAGUAACUACCUGAACUUGCCCAAUAAGAAACACACAUUUUCGCUUUCCGUUGUGUACAAUUUUAGAAAAGUUUCCAGUGUGUGCCCUAAUGAACCUGACCUUAGUUUCUCCACACUGGUUAGGCUACACUGUGGCUGUGUCAGUCUAUAGCUGCAAUUUAUAGUACACACUUGGAUGACUGCAGUUGUGACUAGGGUUUUACAUUUCUAUCGUUUGGCACAUUUGCUUUGAUCUACAUCUCACUGGGCACACUCACUUUCUUUUUUUCUCCACCUCCAUUCUCUCCAUCCCUCUCUCUCACGUUUGUAGGAGCAUUCCCAAAGAGGCAAGGUACUACUUCACCAUUUCACUUUCAUACUGACCAAUUGAUUUGCAACGUUUUUUGAAUUAUCUCUAUUUGUACUUGUUAUAGUUAUGCAUUCCAUUCAUUAAUUACGAUGAGUUAUAGAAUCUAGAUAGUAAAGGAAAUUGUCAUAUGAAACUGCAUCAUGGCACUUUCUUUGCACUACUCAACUUGUUUCAUUAGCUGAGGUCUUUGUAAGUUUCUGAGGUACCUCAGAAGCAGCCUGGUUCCAGUUCGGUUUGUGCUGUCUGACAAUGACCAUAGGAGCUGGCAAGACAGCACAACCAGAUCUGGGACCAGGCUACCUCAGCAGUAAGAAAAUACUGCAAUGUCAGAGCUCUAGAUGCACACUCACACUCAUGCUUGUGUACUCCACAGCAAAAUGAGCAAAGCAGAAUGGGAACAGAAGAAUUUUGAUAAAGCAAUUGGGUGAGUCUCGAAUCCCUAAAACACGCAAGAACGCAGAGGAGAUGGCAAAGGAGAGAAUAUCAAGAAGAAUCCUUUGAUAUCCUUGUGUCCUCAUCAUACCAUGGGCAUGGCAGUGUCUAAAAGGAUUAUGGGAGAUCUGGGCAUGGGGUGGAGGGUUAUUGUAGCUCUAGGGCGCUUUGGCUCUGGCAGAGGGGCUGUUUCAGCACUGGAAGUCCUGCUGUGACAUCUAUAUUCAGGCAAUGUGUGUGUGUGUGUGUGUGUGUGUGUGUGUGUGUUUUCAGAGGGUGAAAUGUGUGUGUGUGUGUGUGUGCCAGGAUUUGUUUAGAUUCAGCUCUUGUACACACCUAUUCCUUUAGUUCAAUUGUCUCAGUCAAACCAUGGCAAAAUCAGUUAUCAUACUUGCACUGCAAUAGGCCAAGUCCACGUUGUGGAUUUCAAAUCUCAACAAGGCCAUACAUUAUUUUCACCCAAUCAAAACCUGUGAGAUCAUUAAGCCACAUUACAAUCAUAAGACUGUAAACAUAUUCCAUUCUAGUCCAUAUGCACUAGUGCCUACUGCCUACUUAAGUCAAGUAGAAGGAACAAGUGCAGGGGGCAGCACAGAGGCUUGUGCACAGCUAAAAAGAUUGCCUUCAUUCCAGCUUCAGAUAAAAGGCGAUAUGUUUAUAACUGAUUGUUCCAGAUACUCCUUUGCCAUCGUGGGCAUCAACAUCACGGACCUGGCCUACUCUCUGCUGGUGAGCGGAGCCCUGAAGACCCACCUGUACAACGUAGCCCCGGAGAUGCCCAGCCUCAGCCACUUCCAGCAGACCUUCUGUGAGUGGGAGCCAUUUUGGCCAAAAUGGCACCCUAUGCCCUAUAUUGUACUACUAAAUGGCAAUGUAUUCCCUGUAUACUGUACUACUUUUGACCAGAGCCCAAUAGGGUGCCAUUUCAGAUGCAGUCUUUGAGUGUUAAAUCUGCUAGUACGUGUGACGAUAUAUUGAUACUGAUAUACUGAUAUAACUUGAGAACCGAACGGCGCACUUAUACAUUAUCAGUCAUGACAUCGUCUCUUUCUUUACACUACUCUCGAUCUGCAUGCCUUCAACUUGUCAGACAUAAAAUACUGUGAGAAUUCCUACAGUAUCUUUCCCUGCAAUAUUGUUUUAUCCCAAUAUUGUGAUAUCAUAUUUUUUGUAGUAUCUUUCCCUGAAAUAUGAUAUCCCAAAACAAUGUUUUUUUCCAUUUUGGUACAAUUAUUGUAGUACUGUAUGAAAAUGUUAUACUGUCGUCCCACCCUUACCUGCUAACCUACAAGUUUUCGGUUUUCUUCUGGUCCUGCUCUGUGAUCCCAGCUGUUUGUGCUAUAUAGCCAACUAUGACCAUAGGAAUUGGCAAGACAGCACAAACAGUUCUAGGACCAGGCUACUGUGGUUCUGUCCUGGCUAAUGGUCCACCCCCUCCUCUCCAAGGUUACCUAAUGCAGGAGUUCCAUCGGUUCUGGAUUGAGGAGGACCCCUGUGACAUCAUGGAGUUCAACCGUGUGCGCUCCAAGUUCCACCGGCGGGUGCUGCGGCAGCUCAAGAACCCCGACAUGGCGCUGUGCCCCCACUUUGCCGCCUCCGACCUCCACCUGGUCAACCUGUAA
Coregonus sp. 'balchen' is the source of this 5950-nucleotide messenger RNA. Lineage: Eukaryota; Metazoa; Chordata; Actinopteri; Salmoniformes; Salmonidae. The record is from the annotation of a GenBank genome assembly.